AUGGAAGUGCCGCUGUCACGGCGGUGUUUUGCUUGUCUUUGUGAGGCGGUGCUUGAACGGACACCAUGUCCGGGAAUUAUUCUUUUCCGUGAUGGGUGUGAAGGAAAUCGUUGGCUAGAUUUGUGCUGCCAGAUGCCAGGACCUACAUGUUUGCCGUUGCAGUUGUGUUGGUACGCGGUGCGGGAAACUUCCGUUGUACCACGUGUCUCCUUUCACUGUAUAACAUCUGUGCGAGAGGUCAUUGAUUUCACUUUUAAGGCCAUGCAAAAUCGUUCGCAGGGAAUUAAUGUCGCACAAAAAUCACAUAAAAUCUGGUUGCUUCCUUGCUCAGGUCCUUGGAGCGACUGA
This is a messenger RNA of Trypanosoma rangeli, 348 nucleotides long. RefSeq lists its product as uncharacterized. The transcript has a single exon. Bases 1 to 348 code for a protein of 115 amino acids. NCBI's taxonomy places the organism in Eukaryota, Euglenozoa, Kinetoplastea, Trypanosomatida, Trypanosomatidae. The record is from RefSeq and is a predicted model, not a curated record.